AUGAUCGAAACAGUAAAGUAAUUAUUUAUAUAAUAAAAAGAUUUUUUUAAUUUUUUUACUUUGAGGCAAAUAUUCAUGAAUCAAGGUUCUCUGCUCGAAAUCGAAGCGCCAGUCAAAAUUUGCGGCGAUACGCAUGGCCAAUUUAGUGGUAAUUAAGAAAAAAGCGAGAGAAAAAGAAAAAAAAAAACUGGAAAACGUGAAAAUGGAAAAAAAAGUACGCUGGAGCACCGUUUGGCGGAGUGUCGUUUGGGAAAUUUCGAUUUUUUGUUUUUUUCUUUCUUUUUCUCUUUUUUUUUGAUUUUUUUUGUGUUGUAUGAGUUUUAAUAAACUUUUCCUUUUUAAAGAUGUGCUGCGACUGUUCGAAAAGGGUGGUUUCCCACCAUUGGUCAACUACUUGUUUCUCGGCGACUAUGUCGAUCGCGGACAGCAAAGCAUAGAAGUCGUUUCUCUUUUCCUGGCUUAUAAGGUGGGAUUUUCUUGUUAUAAAGAAAAUGAACAGAUAAAAAUAGGUAAAAUACCCGGGGAACUUCUUCCUGUUGCGAGGAAACCACGAAUGCGCCGCCAUCAAUCGCGUCUACGGGUUCUACGACGAAUGCUGCCGUCGGUACAAGACGGCCGGUCCAGAGCUUUGGCUAGCUUUUCAGGUCUUUUCAAGUCAAUUUGGUCGUUCAAAAACGUUUUGCAAUCAAUUUUGUGCUUGAAAAUUGCAAAUUUCAGGUUUUUUUUCUAUAAUUUUUCUGAAAAAGUGGUUUACGUAUUGAAAAAGCCAGCAAUGACUUGAAAUAACAGCAAAAGCGGACCUUUCCAAGGAAUUUUGAACAUACUCCUGUUAACAAUGGUGUUAUCAUUUUUCAUGUAUUCAAGUUUAUUUGUUCAUUAGACACUGUAAUCAAUUUUCUGCAUGUAGGAAGUUCAUUUCAAUGCAUUUAUUGUACACCAAAACGCCUUCAAUCUCAUUUUUCAGGCGGCCUUCGCCACGAUGCCACUAACAGGUCUCGUGUCAAACCGAAUUCUGUGCAUGCACGGCGGCAUCAGCAGCAGGGUUCCUACGCUACCUACCGUACUCUAAAAUAGCUUUAAAUCAGAUGAAAUCUCUGAACGACCUGAAACGACUUCGGUCGAAGCCCAUCGACAUCGUCGACAAUCCUUCGCUGGCCAUGGACCUUCUUUGGGCCGAUCCCGAUGAAACUAUCUCGGUGGGGGAACUAUAUUCAGAACGCCAUAGUGGCCCCUAUAGGGUUUAGGGGGAAAAAGAGCCCUUUUAGGGGAAUAUACAGUGCUCCCUAGAGGGGUUAAGCUUGAGUGGUAUUUAUAAGAGUUUAGGAGCUGAAUUUUAAAAAUUAAAGUUUCAUUAGUUCCCUAAAACGACGUAUAGGUGCCACUAGCAUGCUCCCCUAGAGUGAACACUAGUUAAAAGCCCUGGAGUGGCUGCUUUUGCAAGCUUAAGUGUCCUCUAUAGAGGAAGGUGAUUUGGUCUCUUCAAGUGAACCUACAAAAGCCCCUAAAGUAGCUCCUCUAGAGACCCCUCUGAAGCUCCUAGAACUGCUCACUAAUGAAACAUUUCUCGCGCUACCGUAACCUUCCCUACAGUCUCCCCCAAUUUUCAGGGCUUCGAGGAGAACACCCGCGGCGUGUCCUACGUCUUCGGAGCCGACGUCCUCCAGGAGAUGAUGCGGAAAUUGGAACUCGACCUGGUCGUCCGGGCUCAUCAGGUGCUGCGUGCGGUCGCGUCGCGGUUAACAUGACGUCAUUCCAGGUAGUCCAAGACGGCUACGAGUUCUUCGCCAACAAGAAGCUGGUGACCGUAUUCUCGGCUCCUCAUUACUGUGGAUCGUUUAAUAACGCCGCCGCCAUGAUGAACGUCGACAGGACUUUGGUCUGCUCUUUUCAGGUCGGAAGGGGUUACUGUAAUUUUUUUUUAAAAAGUACGGUAAUAUCGGUAAAGAAGGCCAGAUUGAGCACGAAAAAGUCAUAUUUUUUGAUUAAAUUAGGUUGAAUCGAGGUGAAAAGGAUUACUGUAGUUUAAUAUUAUAGUAACUGUGAUCGACUGAGAUUACCGUAUUUUACUUUGAAGCACAAGGGGAUACUGUAGUUUAUCGAUAUUUUAAAGGCUGAUAUCAUUCUAACAUAAAGAUCUUUUUACACCAAGCGGUCCUGUAGGAAAAAUAAUAGUUACCGUAACCGAAAUGAUUCCAAAAGUCUACAGUAUGAUGGUCUGGAUACGGUGGUUCCUUUAAUUUUUUCUUUUCUAGUAAAAUUUGCAGAAUAAAAAAAAUUUUGUAAGGAGUGUUUUAACGACUUUUCUGUUAGUGGAAGAAAAUGCGAAACCAAAAACGAAGUGGGCGGAGUCAAAAACUCUGUCGCUCCCACGUGACGUCAUGGGAAUGCUAGAAAUACUAAAAGCGUAAACAAAUGGGCUUAUUAAAGGCGCAGGCGGCCGUAUUGCCAGAGGUCUUUGAGACGAAUGCUCUAUACAUAAACAAAACUUUUCUGCGCAAAAGCGGCUCAGUGCAUGCACACAACACACGACACUUUACGGAAAAGUCGAAAAAAAAACGCCGUUUACUGUUACAGUAGUUGAAAAGUUCAAGAGAGCCUCAAAAACCCUUCAGUGACCACUUGAGGGAUCAACUUUUCAGGUGGAAAAAAACGCCGUGUACUGUUACAGUAGUUGAAAAAUUCAAGAGAGCCUCAAGGACCCUCCAGUGACCACUUGAGGGAUCCACUUUUCAGGUGGAAAAAAACGCCGUGUACUGUUACAGUAGUUGAAAAAUUCAAGAAAGCCUCAAGGACCCUCCAGUGACCACUUGAACUUUUCAGGUUAUGCGAGCCGUCGUGAAGGUCGUGAAGUCGAGAGAAUGA
This is a messenger RNA of Caenorhabditis auriculariae, 2862 nucleotides long. The record is from the annotation of a GenBank genome assembly. NCBI's taxonomy places the organism in Eukaryota, Metazoa, Nematoda, Chromadorea, Rhabditida, Rhabditidae.